AUGUCAUCAUUUACUUUGCCUGCGACUAUGAAGGUUGUUCGUCAGCUUGACCCUCACUCCACCACCCUGACUAUGGAAGAAGCGCCACUACCUAAGCCACUGCAUCCAGAAGACUGCCUGGUCCAGGUUCAUACAACCUCACCCUGUGUUGGCGAGCUACAUUGGCAGGUUUGGUUUCCCAGUAUUGUUCCGGCAGACAGCCCAAGAGUUCCCGGUACCGAAGCCGCUGGGGUUGUAGUGCAAAUUCCGGACGGAGAUGCCGCUCAAACCUCCAAUUUCAAGGUCGGCGACAGGGUCUUCUUCAGGGUCGAGCCGGAGCAAACUGGACAUUUACGCCAGUAUUCCCUAGCUAGACUAUCACAGAUGGCACAUGUACCCUCGACUAUGGGAUGGAUCGAGGCCGGGUCAACUGCACUCAGCUCCUUAACCGCAUGGCAAGGUGUCUUCCAGCACGGAAUUUUGGAUUCUCGCGCGAUAUUCGGUGACGCUGCAGCCCGUAAGAACAACGGGAGACUUAGCGUUCUCAUUACUGGCGCGUCAGGGGUAGUCGGAGGUUGGGCGGUACACUUGGCUGCUCUGGCAGGUGCUGGGCGAAUUGUUGCCCUGUGCGAUAGCUCUAACAUAGCAUAUGUCGAGGGGCUUGGUGCUACAGAGGCUGUCGACUAUAAGAAAGAAAGCGUUGCGGAAUGGGUCGCGAAGGACCGGACCACGCGAGAGGUGGAUGCUGUAUUUGACUGCGUCGGAGGGAAGACGCUCGGAACAUGUUGGUCGGCUGUCAGAGAGGGAGGAGUCCUUCUCAGCAUCACUGGCGACCCCGAACAGGAGAAGCCCAGCUCGUUUACUCGUAGUCUGGCAACUGCAAAAUGGUUUCUUGUUGAGGCUAAUGGUCAGCAGCUUCAGUCUAUUUCUGACCUGAUAUCCAAAGGAGGAAAGUGUGUGACCAAGGUGGACAGUGUCCUUGACUUUGCAGAUUUUCAGCAGGCGUUUGACAAGGUUGAGGCGAGAAAGGCAAAUGGAAAAGUUGUAAUCAAGGUCGCGGAUUUUUAA
Talaromyces rugulosus is the source of this 1047-nucleotide messenger RNA. RefSeq lists its product as uncharacterized. Bases 1 to 1047 code for a protein of 348 amino acids. NCBI's taxonomy places the organism in Eukaryota, Fungi, Ascomycota, Eurotiomycetes, Eurotiales, Trichocomaceae. The transcript has a single exon. The record is from RefSeq and is a predicted model, not a curated record. Gene Ontology annotation, molecular function: oxidoreductase activity.